This is a messenger RNA of Penicillium waksmanii, 1524 nucleotides long. RefSeq lists its product as uncharacterized. The record is from RefSeq and is a predicted model, not a curated record. The coding region runs from base 1 to 1524 and encodes 507 amino acids. Lineage: Eukaryota; Fungi; Ascomycota; Eurotiomycetes; Eurotiales; Aspergillaceae. The transcript is spliced from 3 exons.
AUGAUCGGAACAUCUACUAUUGAGUAUCUCUUUAUUCGGAUUUGCAUCCUAUUUCUUCGCAACAUUGUACCAAUCAGUGUUUUAUACAGCAUUCAUUUACUUACGAAUCAAUGUCUUCACUUGCCAUUCUGUCUCGAAUGCACGCCCCACCCUAUCCAUGUCUGGCUCACUGCGGAGGCAGCCUUUUUCGCAACUGUCUUCAUACCACUCAAAUACGCUCUCCAUCAUUCUCCCAUCUGCAAUAGAUCUUUACCCGCAGAGUGCAGAAAGAGAUUGUUCCAAACUUGCAACGCGAAUGUGCCAAAUGUAGAGAAAUAUCUGAGCCGGUGGCUUAUGGUCUCAGAAGCGGAAUACAUCAAGCGCGAUAACGUGAAAGACUUUAUCAGAUGGGCAUUCUUCAGACCGGGAUGCACGGAGGAGCAGGACCCACAAAAUGAAGCGGAAGUCGAGGCCUAUACAGCAGAAACAGAGAAGCUAAUUGGUCGAAAACUGUCACUGGGAAGAACAGAUGUGAAAGGCCUUGGGCGGCUUUUAAAUGAAGCAGGCGGUUCACCACGUAGUCUUUUGUGGUACACUUGCGUUUUUGUGGUUGACACAAUAAUGUACUGCAAGAUGUUAUACAAUGGAUUCCACUUCCAUCGCAGCAUACUCUCGCGGUUCUUCACCGUCUUUCCAUUUCGCCCUCUUACGAUACUCACGGUUUACCAAUCACCGGCGCGGCAUCUCACAUACUGGCAUCGACGGCAUACAUCUAAGAAAAGGCUUCCCGUACUAUUUAUACAUGGAAUUGGAAUUGGCCUCUACCCUUACACGAGCUUUCUCCGAGACCUCAGCAGGGAGAUGAAGACAGGAGCAACUGAAGAUAGUGAGGUUGGCAUUAUCGCACUUGAGAUCAUGCCAGUAAGCUCUCGUUUAACUCAUCCGGCUUUAGAGAAGGAUGUGAUGAUAUGUGAGAUCAUGAAGAUCAUGCGGUAUCAUGGGUGGUGCAGAUUCGUGCUUGUGUCUCACUCUUAUGGCUCCAUCGUCGCUGCACACCUUCUAAAGUCCGAUCAAUUUACUCAGUUAAUCGGACCUACGGUCUUCAUCGAUCCUGUCUCAUUCCUCCUCCAUCUGCCUGACGUGGCAUACAACUUCAUAGCCCGCCAACCAUCGCGGGCCAAUGAAUACCAGCUUUGGUAUUUCGGAAGUAAAGAUAUAGGAGUUGCGCAUACGCUGGCGAAGAGGUUUUCCUGGAUUGACAACAUUAUUUGGAAGGAGGACCUCGGGAUAAAGGCCGAAGAGAACCAAGAGGGGGGUAUUUUGAUCGUGAAUGCCGAAACAGUGGGGCAGUACUUGAUGGGUUCAUCGUCUGAAGCCCGGACAUCAGAAAAAGAAGUAACACGAGCAUGGAAAAACAGGUCAUGGAUUGGUCACGGGCUUGAGCUGCUGUGGUAUGAACAUUUGGAUCAUGCUCAGGUUUUUGAUUCCGAGAAUACUAGGCGGCCAGUCAUCAGGGCAAUCUCUGUAUAUUCAGACAGGGGCUGA